AUGGCUCCAGACAUCAAGUCGGAAGACUUCGCCUACGACAAUGGGCGACCUCUUACAGCUGACACUUCGGCUGCUGAGGCCGCAUUGAAGGCAAAGCUAUCCCGGAAGCGAACCAAGACGGGCUGCUUGACAUGUCGCAAGCGUCGCAUCAAGUGCGGCGAGGAACGCCCGGUGUGUAAGAACUGUAUCAAGAGCAAACGGCUCUGCGAAGGAUACAACCAGCGUGUUAUCUUCAAGCAGCCGACCUUCGACUACCAACCAGCUCCUCAUGGCGGUGCCCACAUUACCUUCCAGGCGGGAUUUCUGGCAGGCCCAGCGAGCUCACACCCAGACAUACACCCACCAGGCUUUGACCCAUCGGCAUUUGCACAUGUGCAACAGCAACAACAUGCCCAACAGUACAUCCAAGUAUUCGACACGCAACUCCAGCAAUACGUUACCAUAGAGCAGCCUCGUCAGCAGAUCAUAGCGCACAUGGAGCCCCCGAUACCACACGGUCACAGCCAGCAUUUGCCUCAUUUUCCGCAGGCCGCGGCUCACCCCUUCAACCAGGCCCAGCAGCCAUCUUUCAGAGCACAGUAUCUGGACACGACACAAGAAGCUGCACACAACGUACCAAGUCUUGCACCAGCUGUUGAACUCAGCAACGGUUACGCUACCGCAAGCUUGCAGUCUGUGGCUGCGACAGCCGGACUAUUCAGUCCUCACCAGUCGAACCAACAGAACGGCCAGAUGUUACCCGUAGUGACGAUGCCUACUGAACAUAUCUCUGAUGCUUAUAGAUCAGCACAUGAGCCCGUCGACCCUCAUCACAAUGUCAAGUUUGAACGCGCUCAUAUGCAAGUAUGGUCGAAUACUAAGCCUCUAGGCACCGAACAGGACAUCGUGGUGCCGACACCCGUGUCAGACACGUCCAGUCGAACGCUGUCCUUCUCCCAGACACCUGCCGUGGCGGUGAGGCAACAAAGGGAAAACAAUCAUUACGUUCCUCAGCCGGAGGUCGCUCGUCCAAUCGACCACGCCCCUCCCAUUGAGCAAAACCACUACCAUCAGACGAGCCCAAGCCUCUCCGGACCUCAACCUUCCGCAAAUGGAGAUCAUGUUACGCCGGAGUACUACGAGCACGAGGCACACGCUGCUCCGUAUGCGACACCUACAUAUAUGCUCAACGUCGCUGCGGUCGAGGUGCAAGAUGACGAUUACUACGAUGUGGAACAAGAUGAUGAGAUGGAUGUGGAUACAAAUGCCUCUCCAGAGUAUGGCAUUGAGCGGCAGAGGAAGCUGAGUAGGAUUCUUGCGCUCAACCAGAUCAGCAUCCACGAUGUGCAGAUGCGCCGCUAUGAUACUUUCAUAUACGCCGGAAUACUGGCCAGAUACAAGGUAGAAGAAGUGGCGAGUCCACUGAAAAAUCCGGCGACUGCGAGGGUAUUCGCACACUUCAUCUCUGCGACAGGGCCAAGCCUUUCGAUAUUCGAGCGGCACCCAAGAAACACUUCGAUGAUGUUCAAUGAGAGCUCAAUACCGCUGUCACAACAAGGGUUAUGGACAUACACACUGCCGGUGGCGGCUCUCCGCAACCAAGGCUUGCUGCAUGCGAUGUUGGCACUUGCCAGCCUGCACAUUGCUCGACUGCAGAAUGCGUCGGUCACGCCAUCUAUGCAACAUUAUGCAUGGGCCCUCAAGCGUAUCCAUAACUCUGUGGCCACGCCGAAAGGCAGACUCAAGGUCACAACCAUUGCAGCAACCAUGUUGCUUGGGUUUUACGAAGUGAUGACCGCAGAUCACAUGAAAUGGAACGCUCACUUGGCAGGGUCGAAACAGCUGUUUGUCGACACAGACUUCGUUAGCAUGACCAAGGAGUUCCGACGACUGAAGCGUGGAAAAGCUACACGGCACUUGCGGCGACAUAGCUCGGAAGAGCCUUGGAUGCAGGACGACCUGCUCGACCAGACGAUGGAUGUCGAUGAGCGGGUGGUGAGCCAUAUGGUGGGUAAAGAAGUCCGAUAUGACGAUCAUGGUGGUAUUGAGACACCUCGUGUCAAUAUACCUCCUGGUUUGGAUCUGAGCAAAUUCGAGAUCUUGAAGGACCUUUAUUGGUGGUACUGCAAGCAAGAUGUGAUCCAGAGCAUCGUGAGCGGCAACCAUCUCCUCAUGGACUUCAGUCGGUGGGCGAAUUGUCCUCCGCGAGCACCUCUUGGACGAGGAGAUGCCGUUCAUGGAACCUUUGAUCACCUUGUUCUUCUGCUUGGAAGAAUCGCAGACUUUUCGUCAAGAGAUCGCGAGCGAAAGUUGAAGCAGAUGGAAGCCAACGGCGGCAACUGGAGGCCAGCACCAGAGAUGAACAUACCACGCCCGCCACAACACCCUUCGGUCCCUCCUACGCCUGUCUCUGCCACGAACAGCUUUCCGAUGCCAGGCACGACCAUACCGCCUCGAGGUCCCCCUGGAGGUCCUCAACCGCCUGCUAUGCCACAAUUCUUCGGUAUGGCCCCGCCACCUAGAGCAAAUGUCCAAAUGCCGUCAGUCUAUAGGCCGACCCAGCCGACGACUUCGCCCCAGAGUGCCCGUCCCUACGACCCAUUCGAAGGCGACCUCCAAGCUCAGACCGCAGCCGCAUUGGAGGAGUAUGGACGUAUUCGUGCUGCGCUGCACACUUUCCAAACGAGUCUCGGCAAGGACUUUGAACCGCUUGGCCCAGAUUAUUAUGUACCCGAAAUGACCGCCUUCGGCCAAGCGUUGGUCUAUCGGUCUUACGACAUUGGCUGCAUGUGGGCACUAUACAACAUGGCCGUCAUCAUUGCAAUCCGGGCUCACCCACAUAUGCCUCCGGCAGCACAUGUCGCGGCAGCCAUCGCAGCUCAUGAGACAGCAUUCUUCGCAAACGAGAUCGGCAGGAUAGCAGCAGGCAUUGUGCCGGGACCUCCUGAGCAAGCCCUAAACCCAAGCUUGGGCGCAGCGCUGUGUGAGAGCUGCAUGCCUUCCUUCUUCGCAGCAGUACAAUACCAAGAUCCUCACCAACGGCGCGAAACCGUAACACGAAUAUGGAGCAUCGCGAAGCGGACCGGCUGGGGUAGCGCGGAGCUCAUUGCGAAUGGAUGCGAAACUGCCUGGGUCAAGGCAGCCGCAGCAGGAAGAGGACCACCAUACGAAAGAAUCGCUCGACCUCAGGAAUUCACACAUGACCCACGUCUGAAUGGGAGCUGGGAGAGGCUAGACCCCAACGCCCAGCCGAACGAAAUGGAUGAUACGGACAGACGGCUUGUGAAGAAGAAAGCCCAGGCACGACUUAAUUGGGCCAUUGGGGUGAUGGGUGUGGAGGACGACGUGCAUAAGAUACAUCUCAGCGACUGA
Molecule: messenger RNA, 3351 nt
Organism: Fulvia fulva
Lineage: Eukaryota; Fungi; Ascomycota; Dothideomycetes; Mycosphaerellales; Mycosphaerellaceae
Exons: 2
Coding region: 1-3351 (1116 amino acids)
Biological process (GO): positive regulation of transcription by RNA polymerase II
Cellular component (GO): nucleus
Molecular function (GO): zinc ion binding; DNA-binding transcription factor activity, RNA polymerase II-specific; transcription cis-regulatory region binding
Source: RefSeq, a predicted model, not a curated record